AUGAAGUUGUACAAAAGUUGUUUGUUGACUGCUGCCUUGCUGCUAUCAAGCCUUGAAGAUGCAUACACGACCGAUCAACCACGGGAACAAAAGAGUGAUAACGUCUUAACGGUACAGAACUCAAAAGUCCGCUUCCCUACAGACGAAGAGAGAUUUGUACUGCCGAAUAUUUUCUCGCCUAUCAAGGCCCUGGUAGAUCCAAAACAGGGCUUGCAGAAGAAGGUGGCUUCGCUGCAAAAGGCCAUUGAGCGAAAAGAAAAAGUGGUGAGUUCUCUGAAUGACCAAAUCACAAUCAAUCGGAUAGAAAGAACUCGAACGAUAGACAUAAUAAAUGUCUAUCAGUUAAGGAUGAAAAAGAAACCAUCCGCCGUUGCUGAGGAGUUUAUCAAGCAGAAUUUAGAUAAGCUUGAAGAAAAACUAUCCGACAUCGACGAAAAACUAAAAUCGCUUAAAAAUCAACUUGAUGGCCAUGAGGAAGACAUAGAAUACCAAACGCUGGAACUUGGUCACCUUGAAAAAUUAAAAAACCAAGAUCUUGAUCUACAAAAAUAA
Messenger RNA from Plasmopara halstedii, 552 nucleotides. RefSeq lists its product as uncharacterized. The record is from RefSeq and is a predicted model, not a curated record. The transcript is spliced from 2 exons. The coding region runs from base 1 to 552 and encodes 183 amino acids. Lineage: Eukaryota; Oomycota; Peronosporomycetes; Peronosporales; Peronosporaceae.